AGGAAGCCGGGCUGCUCUGUUCCACCCCUUCCACCUGCUGGUGGCAUUCUGUGAGAAGGAGACGGAGCCCUGAGGAACAUGAUGGAGCCUGGGGAAUACAGAGAGAGAGGGAGACAGAUGGUGGAUUACAUCUGCCAGUACCUGAGCACGGUGCGAGAGAGGCGUGUGACUCCAGAUGUGCAGCCUGGCUACCUGCGAGCCCAGCUGCCCGACAGUGCUCCUGAGGAACCAGAAAGCUGGGACAACAUCUUCGGGGACAUUGAGCGGGUCAUCAUGCCUGGGGUGGUCCAUUGGCAGAGCCCCCACAUGCACGCCUACUACCCAGCCCUCACCUCUUGGCCAUCCCUGCUAGGAGACAUGCUGGCCGAUGCCAUCAACUGUUUGGGAUUCACUUGGGCCUCUAGCCCUGCAUGCACAGAGCUGGAGAUGAACGUCAUGGACUGGCUGGCGAAAAUGCUGGGACUCCCAGAGCACUUCCUGCACCACCACCCCAGCAGCCAAGGGGGUGGCGUCUUACAGAGCACGGUCAGCGAAUCCACCUUGAUUGCCCUUUUGGCAGCAAGGAAGAACAAAAUCCUGGAAAUGAAAACAACCGAGCCCAAUUCAGACGAGUCCUCCCUGAACGCCCGGCUCAUUGCCUAUGCCUCUGACCAGGCUCACUCCUCAGUGGAGAAGGCUGGUUUGAUUUCUCUCGUGAAGAUGAAAUUUCUGCCUGUGGAUGACAACUUCUCACUCCGAGGAGAAACUCUUCAGAAGGCCAUCGAGGAAGAUAGGCAGCGGGGCUUGGUGCCUGUCUUUGUCUGUGCAACACUAGGGACUACUGGGGUCUGUGCGUUUGACUGCCUCUCAGAGCUGGGCCCCAUCUGUGCCAGCGAGGGGCUGUGGCUCCACAUCGAUGCUGCUUAUGCAGGAACUGCCUUCUUGUGCCCUGAGUUCCGGGGGUUUCUGAAGGGCAUCGAGUAUGCCGACUCCUUCACCUUUAAUCCUUCCAAGUGGAUGAUGGUGCACUUUGACUGUACUGGGUUCUGGGUCAAGGACAAGUACAAGCUGCAGCAGACCUUCAGUGUGAACCCUGUCUACCUCAGGCAUGCCAACUCGGGCGUAGCCACCGACUUCAUGCACUGGCAGAUCCCUCUGAGCCGGCGAUUUCGCUCUAUUAAACUCUGGUUCGUGAUUCGGUCCUUCGGGGUGAAGAACCUUCAAGCUCAUGUCAGACAUGGUACUGAAAUGGCUAAAUAUUUUGAAUCUCUGGUUAGAGACGACCCUUUCUUUGAAAUUCCUGCCAAGAGGCACCUUGGCCUGGUGGUUUUUCGUCUAAAGGGUCCUAACUGUCUCACAGAAAGUGUGUUAAAGGAAAUAGCUAAAGUCGGCCGUCUCUUCCUCAUCCCGGCCACUAUCCAGGACAAGCUGAUCAUUCGCUUCACUGUGACUUCCCAGUUUACCACCAGGGAUGACAUCCUGAGAGACUGGAGUCUCAUCCAAGAUGCUGCCACUCUGGUCCUGAGUCAGCACUGUACUUUACAGCCUCGCCCUCAAGUUGGGAACCUCAUCCCCCCAGUCAGCGGCAAUAGAUCAGGUACUGUACUGGUCAACGGAGUGUCCCAUCAGCUUGUCAACGAGGCAGGAGAUGACCCAAGCCAGGCCAGGAAGAUCAUCAAGCAGCCUGAGCGUGCGGGAGCCAGUCCUAUGAGAAGGAAGGACAGCUGCCAUCUUGAAACCCUGCUGGAUCCAUUUGAUGACUGCUUUUCCGAAGAGGCCCCAGCUGUGGCCAAGCACAAGCUGUCCUCCUUCCUGUUCAGCUACUUGUCUGUGCAGAAUAAGAAGAAGACGGUUCGUUCCCUCAGUUGCAACAGUGUGCCCGUGAGUGCACAAAAGCCUCUGCCCGCUGAGGGCUCUACUAAGAAUGGGGGCUCCUCCCGGGCCAGAAUCUUUUCCAGGUUUCCAGAGGAGAUGAUGAUGCUGAAGAAAAGUGCCUUCAAAAAGCUCAUCAAGUUCUACAGCGUGCCCAGCUUUCCGGAGUGCGGCCAUCAGUGUGGGCUCCAGCUGCCCUGCUGCCCUCUGCAGGCCAUGGUGUAGACCAGGGUCCUUUGGCUGCAGUCCUAGGAUCUGCUUCAGGGGGUCUAUGGACCCCUUAACAUUCCAUGCUGAGUUUGUGUGCUUUUGUGUAUGUGCAUAGUUCUUGGGAGUGAGUCUUUGAUUUUUGUUAGAUUCUCAUGGGGGUUCACGACCCACCAUAGAAUAUAGAAAGAGAGUUGAAGCCGCAUGAUCCAGAAGGUUCCCGCAGGCUGUCAGAGAGAAGGGGCCCCAGGUACUGUACUGACAGGCAGCUUCUGUGGUUCAGCUUGUGACAUGAAAUAUAAUGUAGAAAAUAA
Messenger RNA from Tupaia belangeri chinensis (Chinese tree shrew), 2372 nucleotides. RefSeq names its product histidine decarboxylase (gene HDC). The transcript has 12 exons. NCBI's taxonomy places the organism in Eukaryota, Metazoa, Chordata, Mammalia, Scandentia, Tupaiidae. The record is from RefSeq and is a predicted model, not a curated record. Gene Ontology annotation, biological process: L-histidine catabolic process; histamine biosynthetic process. The coding region runs from base 79 to 2076 and encodes 665 amino acids. Gene Ontology annotation, molecular function: pyridoxal phosphate binding; histidine decarboxylase activity. Gene Ontology annotation, cellular component: cytoplasm.